Messenger RNA from Plutella xylostella (diamondback moth), 4017 nucleotides. RefSeq lists its product as uncharacterized. Gene Ontology annotation, molecular function: zinc ion binding; nucleic acid binding. Lineage: Eukaryota; Metazoa; Arthropoda; Insecta; Lepidoptera; Plutellidae. The record is from RefSeq and is a predicted model, not a curated record. Gene Ontology annotation, biological process: DNA integration.
AUGCCUAUCGGUCACAUCGAACCUUACACCAUCGGGAGUAAUAACUGGGACACCUAUAUUCGUCGUGUAAAACAAUUUAUCACGUUAAAUAACAUCGCCGACACGUUGCAAGUAGCUACGUUAGUGACGGUAGUAGGCGCGGAAUGUUACGAAUUAAUGUGUGAUUUGUGUUCGCCGGAUACUCCAGAAUCUAAAACGUUUGAUGCGUUAGUUACUCUUGUGAAGGACCACCUGGAACCAGAUCGCUCUGAAAUUGCUGAAAGGCAUAUAUUUCGCCAAAGAACGCAGCGACCGGGCGAAAGUAUUCGCGAAUACCUGCAAUCUUUAAAACAUUUGGCCAAAACGUGCAAUUUCGUCGAUAAAUUGGAGGAGAAUUUAAGAGACCAAUUUGUUUCGGGUCUAAACAAUGAAGACAUGAGAUCUAGGAUAUUUGCGGAGAAAAACGUGGACUACAAGCGCGCCGUGGAGCUGGCGCAGGCGCUGGAGGCGGCGGAGCGGCACGCGGGCGUGGCGUGCGCUGCGGGCGCGGGCGCCGGCGCGGCCUGGCGGGCCCGGGACCCCCGGGAGGCGCACGAGGACGACGGCUUGCACCGGCUGGGGGCGCGAGCUGCCGGCGGCGGGGGCUCCCGGGGGGCGUCCCGCGACGCGCCGCGCCCGCAGCGCCCAUGUGCGCGCUGUGGCAAAUCCGGCCACACGGAUGGCAAGUGUCGGUUCAAAUAUUACAACUGUGAUGGGUGUGGCGAAAGAGGUCAUAUAAAGUCAGUGUGUAAAAGUGCUAAAAGUGAUAACAGUGCAAUAAAAUCAUCAAAGAAUCAAUUCUUUAUAGAUGGAUCGGACACGGAUGAUGAAGGUUGUAACUUUUAUAACUUAGUAGUAAAUAGCGAAGGUGAUGGGCCUUAUUAUGCGACGGUCACUGUUGAAAAUAAAGCAUGUAAAUUCGAAAUUGAUACCGGAAGUAAACUCUCUGUCAUAUCAAAAAAAUAUUACGAUAGCAAUUUUUCUAAUAUUCCGAUUGAGAAACGUCAGCUGAGUUUAAAGUCUUACACUGGAGACAUCAUCGAUACUCUUAGGUUUAUUGUGGUAAAUGUUUGCUACGGCGAUAAACAGGUCAAAUUAAAUCUAUUUGUCAUUGAGAACGGGGGACCUCCACUAAUGGGUCGCACUUGGAUCAAACAAUUAAUGUUAGCUAUUGUUGAAUGCCACAGUUUAACCGAAGAUGACUCGAUGGCGGUCUCGUUACGUAAUGAGUUUCCGGAUGUAUUUGCCGAAGGUUUAGGUACUUUUAAGUCGGAAUUUAAACUUUAUCUUAAAGAUGAGUCACCAGUUUUUAUUAAGUCACGCCCUAUGCCUCUGGCCUUGCGCCAACCAGUGGAGAGGGAGCUCGAUAGGCUGCAGCGGGAGGAUGUCAUAUACAAAGUGGAGCGCUCAGACUACGGGACGCCGAUCGUGCCGGUCAUCAAGUCCAACGGUAGUAUACGUAUAUGUGGUGACUACAAGGUCACGAUAAAUCCGCUUCUAAAGGACUACCACUACCCGCUGCCGCGCAUCGAGGACCUGUUCGCCACCCUGGGCGGCGGUGAACAGUACACUAAACUAGAUCUCUCGAAUGCAUUUCAACAAUGUUUACUGCACGAAGACUCGCAGGCUAUGACGGCCAUCACCACUCACGUAGGUACCUUCGUUUAUAAGCGAGUUCCCUUUGGUAUAAAAUGUAUACCAGAAAAUUUUCAGAAAAUCAUGGAGGAAACGUUAAACGGGUUACCGUCGACUGCUGUAUUCGCUGAUGAUAUUUGUGUCACAGGAAAGGACAGGGAAACCCAUUUAACGAACCUUAGGGCAGUGCUACAACGACUCAAAGAAAAUGGAUUGCGUAUAAAUUUUAAAAAUUGUAAAUUUUUAAAAGACAGUGUUACUUAUUUAGGUUACAAAAUAGAUAAAUUCGGUUUACACACGGAUGCAAAAAAAAUUGAGGCCAUUGUAGCAGCGCCACCACCAACCAAUGUCACUCAGCUGAAGAGUUUUAUGGGAUUAGUAAACUUUUAUUCAAAGUUUUGUGUAAAUAUGAGCGACAUUCUUAAACCAAUGUAUGACUUGUUAAAAAAGAAUUCUAAAUGGAAGUGGACAUCUGAUUGUGAUACGGCAUUUAAUAAAAUUAAGAAGGUGUUAAGCAGUUCCCCUGUGCUGGCGCACUACGACCCGAGCCUCGAGUUGAUACUGUCGGUGGACAGCAGCGCGUACGGGCUGGGCGCCGUGCUCACGCAGCGCGCGCGCGACGGCUCCGAGCGGCCGCUGUGCUGCGCGUCCCGCACGCUCAACGCCGCUGAGCUCAAUUACUCGCAGAUAGACAAGGAGGCGCUUGCGAUUGUGUUCGGGGUCAGUAAACACCACCAGUACCUGUACGGCAGGAACUUCACGUUACGUAGUGAUCACCGCCCUUUAAGUUACAUUUUUGGUAAAAAUAAAGGUUUGCCGGUGACGGCUGCAAGUCGACUUCAGCGUUAUGCGGUUAAAUUGGCCGCUUAUAACUUCAAUAUAGAGUUUGUGACAUCUGCAAAAAAUUGUUUUGCUGACGCUCUGUCCCGUCUCCCUCUGGAAUUGACUAAACAGCAACCACGAGGUGAAGACCAACAUGUCAGUUAUCUAAAUUUUGCACAAGAAUGUUUCCCGAUAAGCUUUAAAGACAUUAAAACAGAAACUUCUAAGGAUGCGACACUCAGUAAAAUUUAUGGAUUUAUUAUGUACGGUUGGCCGACAAACAAAGACUACGACGACAUAGAAAAAAAAUAUUAUAGUAGAAGGGACAGUUUGCACAUAGAUCAGGGUUGCAUUGUAUGGGGAUAUCGUAUCGUGGUUCCGGGCUCAUUGAGAAAUUUGAUUUUAAAAGAAAUUCACGACGGUCACCCGGGUAUCGUUAGGAUGAAACAAAUCGCGCGUAAUUACGUUUGGUGGGACAACAUAGACCAAGACAUAGAGGAGGUGGCGCGCGAGUGCGCUGCGUGCCGGCAGCUGCGGCCCGCGCCGCCCGCCGCGCCACUGCACUCCUGGGCGUGGCCCGCCGAGCCCUGGAGCCGGCUACACCUCGACUUCCUCGGUCCAUUCAGUAAUCAAUACUACCUUAUUUUAAUAGACGCGCAUUCAAAACGGAUAGAGGCAGAGAAAGUAAACACGACAUCAGCUGUUGUUGUUUGUGAUUGUCUCAGGCGUCAUUUUGCGAGGUUCGGGCUGCCAAAGCGUCUGGUGAGCGAUAAUGGACCACCCUUCUCUUCCGCUGCCUUUGCGGAAUAUUUGAAGAGCAACGGAAUAGAACACACUUUGGUGCCGCCUUAUCACCCGUCGAGUAACGGAGCCGCGGAGAAUGCCGUGAGAACGAUUAAGCGCGUUCUUAAAAAGGCUGAAUUAGAAAAUGAAGAUUCGAAUAAAGCGCUGAGUAGGUUUCUGUUUAUGUACCGGAAUACCGAGCAGAGUACCACGGGGCGCGAGCCGGCGGUGGCCCUGCUGGGGCGACGCCUGCGGGGCCGCCUGGACCUGCUGCGGCCCGACGCGGCCGAGCGCGUGCGGGGGCGCCAGCUGCAGCUGGAGCAGCGCGCCGCCGCGCCGCUGCGCGUGGUGCAGGGCGGCCAGCCCGUGCUGCUGCGGGACUACUCCACCACCGGAGACAAGUGGGCGGAGGGAGUCGUCGCGGAGCGUCUGGGGCCGGUGUCCUAUUCGGUCAAAUCUAAUGACGGCCAUAUGCAUAAAAGGCAUAUUGAUCAAAUACUAGCGCGAAAGCCGCGUCAUUCGCUUAGCCAAGUCACGAUUGGUCAGUCAGAUGACGUGAACUUGAAGGUAACUUCACCUAAUGUCACGUUUGGGUGUGACAAGGACGAGUCGUUUGAUAGUGCGGAAGGGGGCUCGGACCCCGCCUCGCCGCGAGCCGCGCCGCCGUCCCCCGACAGUCCCGCGACUGUAGACAACACUCGCCCGCACAGGGAAGCUGCCAUCACAUGCCGCGAUAAACUUAGAAAAGUUAAAUAUUAG